Messenger RNA from Lithohypha guttulata, 522 nucleotides. RefSeq lists its product as uncharacterized. The record is from RefSeq and is a predicted model, not a curated record. The transcript is spliced from 2 exons. NCBI's taxonomy places the organism in Eukaryota, Fungi, Ascomycota, Eurotiomycetes, Chaetothyriales, Trichomeriaceae. Bases 1 to 522 code for a protein of 173 amino acids.
AUGCCGCCUCCAGCAGUCAACCCAGCGAGACCGAAGAUCCAGUUCUCGCUCAUAGAAUGCAUUGCUAUCGGUUUUGGUGCCGGCGCUGUCGGUGUCGCCGUCAUGACACUUGGCGAAAAAGUUGAACAAGUAUUCACGAAACGACCAAACUCUUACGUUCCUGGUAAAACGCUAGCUGCCCUCCUAGGCGCUGCUGGUCUCACUUCGUCUUCGGAACGCCUGUUCGCCAGCAACCCAGACAGGAUCAAUCACAUAAUGCACUGGGGGCAAGGAAUGGCUGCAGCAGGACUUCGUGGACUCAUGGCAUACAAUGGACUGGUUGGGCCUUUCGGCAGCUUUAUGUUCAUGUGCGUAAGAUUGAUGAUUGAUCAGACGUUAGAGAAUUGGACUGGUGUUGGAGCUUUACCGUGGACUUGGCCUGUGAAUGAGCAGAUCAUAGAUUUGCUGCAUAAGGGUGUCUUUGCGGCUGUCACAGGUUAUGUGGCUGAUCGCCUCAUUCUGGGAACUGCCUUGAAUGCUUGA